Molecule: messenger RNA, 1667 nt
Organism: Lepus europaeus (European hare)
Lineage: Eukaryota; Metazoa; Chordata; Mammalia; Lagomorpha; Leporidae
Gene: TNFAIP8L3
Product: TNF alpha induced protein 8 like 3
Exons: 2
Coding region: 131-745 (204 amino acids)
Biological process (GO): regulation of apoptotic process
Cellular component (GO): cytoplasm
Source: RefSeq, a predicted model, not a curated record
GCCGCGCACUGCCCAGCCCGCGCCGCCCGGUUGCCUGCAGAGUGCGCCGCGGCAGCCCGAGCCGGGACGCCGGCCCGAGCGCCCUGCAGACCGGCAGGGCUCCGUGCACACCCGGCCGGCAGCCCGCAGCAUGGAUUCGGAUUCCGGGGAGCAGAGCGAGGGCGAGCCCGUGACUGCUGCAGGUCCCGAUGUUUUUAGUUCAAAGAGUCUUGCCCUUCAAGCCCAGAAGAAGAUUCUGAGCAAAAUAGCCAGCAAAACUGUGGCCAACAUGUUGAUCGACGAUACCAGCAGUGAGAUCUUUGAUGAGCUCUACAAAGUCACCAGAGAAUACACCCACAACAAGAAAGAGGCACACAAGAUCAUGAAAGACUUAAUCAAGGUGGCGAUCAAAAUUGGGAUCCUCUACCGGAACAACCAGUUCAACCAAGAGGAGGUGGUUGUCGUGGAGAAGUUCCGGAAGAAGCUGAACCAGACAGCCAUGACCAUGGUCAGCUUCUACGAGGUGGAAUACACCUUUGAUAGGAACGUGCUCUCCAAGCUCCUGCAUGAGUGCAAGGACCUGGUGCAUGGACUGGUGCAGCGGCACCUGACACCCAGGACCCACGGGCGCAUCAAUCACGUCUUCAACCACUUUGCAGACGUAGAGUUCCUCUCCACUCUCUACAGUCUGGACGGAGACUAUCGGCCCAACCUCAAGCGGAUUUGUGAAGGGAUAAAUAAAUUACUAGACGAGAAAGUCCUUUGAAUGGCUUCUCUCCUCCUGGACUCUGCUGCUUUAAGGUUACAGCCCCCAACACUGUCUGGGUGAGAAUCAAGAAAACAAGAAAAAAACUCUUGUCCAAGAUGCCCCUGUUCUAUCCUGUUCCACCCCCAAUACUGAUGCUGAACUGACCUCAGGUACAUUUAUUCCCCAAGUUCUCUGACGACGUCUGUACUAACAUCACCUGUGUUUGCAAGCCCAAGGGCUCGUUCAUCAUUUGUAACCAGAAAGGCUGGUCUGCUCAGCAGGUGAGCUUCAUCUCUUGGAGUGGAAGGAGCCCUGGAUCAGGAGCCUGAGGACGUGGACUUGCUUCCCAGCUCCACCUGCCACAGCUCUGUACUCUAUCCCAGAACCACAAUGCCUGCCUGCCUGCCUGCCUACCUCACAGGGCUGUUGUGAGGAUCGGAUGAGAUGCUGUGUGUUCAUGCUUUUGAAAAUGAUGGUGGAAGGUCUGAGUAUUUUCCCUUCUGAGUGGGAGAGGGAUACACCUGGAUCUAAACUUUUAAGCAGCAUAGAAGAAAAGGACGGUAGAAUCUAACAGGCUGAGUUUGCAACCUUUCUCUAAAUGUGCUGCUUCACGAAAUACAAUGCAAUCCAAAGGUGUCACAGAAGUCUGGUUGCAGAUUAGAAAAUCUGAAGUUGCGCUUUUUAGCUCUUAGUGCAGGUUUAUGAUCCUGUGGAGGGAAGCUUCCCAUGCCCAGUGGAGAGAGAGUUUCCCCACCCAUAACACAGAAGCAGAGAAGCACUGGGCGCCUCCCUGUGGGACCAGCCUUCCCUUAUCCUUGUGGCUCAAGGGGGCUUUCUUCUGGCAUGCACGGGGUAGUCAGGCUGAAUGAACCUUCAUCCGUAUUUCUUGGCCUUUCACAGUCAUUUUGUGCUGUUUUCUCUGGUUCAUUAAUAAAUUGAA